Cyprinodon variegatus (sheepshead minnow) is the source of this 3471-nucleotide messenger RNA. RefSeq names its product endoplasmic reticulum aminopeptidase 1-like (gene erap1b). Bases 149 to 2965 code for a protein of 938 amino acids. The transcript has 20 exons. NCBI's taxonomy places the organism in Eukaryota, Metazoa, Chordata, Actinopteri, Cyprinodontiformes, Cyprinodontidae. The record is from RefSeq and is a predicted model, not a curated record. Gene Ontology annotation, biological process: proteolysis; peptide catabolic process. Gene Ontology annotation, cellular component: cytoplasm. Gene Ontology annotation, molecular function: zinc ion binding; peptide binding; metalloaminopeptidase activity.
GUGACCUUUGUACCAGCAGAGAACCAGGCUGAAAUGAUGUCGUUGCCUGUAUUUGCAGUUCCUCCUGCCUCUGGCUCUUUCACCUUCACUUCUAACAAACUGCAGCAGACGUCGAAGCGGUGAGAGGAUUUCCUGUUUCCCAGCCACUAUGUUUGUUGUCCUGCUGCUGCUCUUUGUUCUCAAUCAUCACACAUCUGGAGCUCAGAUCCCCAAUCAAGGCCAAGCCAAAGACCCCCCUGUGGCCACCAAUGGUCAGCCCUUCCCUUGGGACCGUAUGAGACUUCCCACAACCAUCAGCCCCCUGCACUAUGACCUGACCAUCCACCCAAACCUCACCACCCUGGACUUCACUGGGGUGGUUCGUAUCAGUCUGGAUGUGCGAGAAGACACCAGCGUUAUUAUUCUCCAUGCAAAGCAAAUGCUCAUCUCCAACGUAAUGCUCCUGGCCCCUGAGGGCAUCAGGCCCCUCCGGGUGUUGGAGUACCCUCGUUUCCAUCAGCUCGCUCUGCUGUCAGACUCAGUUUUGACCAAGGGCAGAAACUAUGAGGUCCAGCUGGAGUUUGCUGCUAAUUUAUCAGACAGCUUUCAUGGGUUCUACAAAGGCAGCUACCGCACCAGCAGUGGGGAGGUCCGGGUCAUAGCAUCUACCCAGUUCGAGGCAACCUUUGCCCGCGGAGCCUUUCCUUGUUUUGACGAGCCAGCCUUCAAAGCCAACUUUACCAUACGGAUCUUACGAGAGCCACGACACAUAGCCAUUUCCAACAUGCCCAAGGUUAAAACAGUUGAGCUGCCAGGCGGUUUGCUUGAGGAUCACUUUGACACAACCGUCAAAAUGAGCACCUACCUGGUGGCCUACAUCGUCUCUGACUUCCUGUCUGUGAGCAAAACAACUAAACACGGAGUAAAGAUCUCUGUCUAUGCUGUCCCAGAGAAGAUUGAUCAGACGGCCUUUGCUUUGGAUGCUGCCGUGAAGUUGUUGGACUUCUAUGAUGAUUACUUCGAUAUCCCAUACCCACUUCCCAAGCAGGACUUGGCUGCCAUCCCUGAUUUCCAGUCAGGUGCAAUGGAGAACUGGGGUCUGACCACCUACAGGGAGACUGGCCUCCUCUUCGAUCCUGAAAGAUCCUCCGCCUCAGACAAACUGGGCAUCACUAAGGUCAUCGCCCAUGAGCUCGCACAUCAGUGGUUUGGGAACCUGGUGACGAUGGAGUGGUGGAAUGACCUGUGGCUCAACGAGGGGUUUGCCAAGUUCAUGGAGUUCAUUUCGCUUGACAUCACCUACCCAGAGUUACACGUGGAUGACUUCUUCUUGGGCAAGUGUUUCGAGGCAAUGGAGGUAGAUUCUCUGAGCUCCUCUCACCCAGUAUCCACCCCAGUGGAAAACCCCACGCAGAUCCAGGAGAUGUUCGAUGAUGUUUCCUAUGACAAGGGGGCGUGCAUUCUCAACAUGCUGCGGGAUUUUCUGAGUCCUGAAGCCUUUGAGAUCGGGAUCAUCCGAUACCUGAAGCGCUACAGCUACCAGAACACGGUGAACAGCCACCUCUGGGAGAGCCUGACUGAUAUCUGCAGCUCGGAUGCUUUGGAUGAAGGUCGACUGAAACACACAGAGUUCUGCUCUAAAGUCAAACUCCAGUCUGGAUCCUCGAAGUGGUACUCUGAUGACGAGCUGGAUGUCAAGGCUAUCAUGGACACCUGGACGCUGCAGGAGGGCUUCCCGCUGGUCACUGUAGAGGUCAAAGGUCGGGAGGUCAGGCUCAGUCAGGAGCGUUUCCUGAGGACAGACAAUCCUUCGCUCACUCAAGGAUUCCUGUGGCAGAUCCCACUUACGUACAUGACCAGUGCCUCCAGCACAGUUCACCGUUUCCUUCUCAAGACUAAGGCUGAUGUCCUCUACCUGCCCGAAGAAGUGGAUUGGGUAAAGUUUAAUGUCAACAUGAGUGGUUAUUACAUGGUCCAUUAUGCUGGAGAGGGUUGGAACAACAUCAUCAAUUUGCUGCUAUACAACCACACCGCCAUCUCUGGCAAUGAUAGAGCCAGCCUCAUCCAGAACGUCUUCCAGCUGGUCAGUGUUGGAAAGGUGAGGCUGGAUACAGCCCUGGAGCUUUCUCUUUAUCUCUCCAAAGAGACUGAGAUCAUGGCUGUGACCCAGGGCUUCGGAGAGCUCGUCCCACUUUACAAGCUGAUGGAGAAGAGAGACAUGACAGUACUGGAGAACCAGAUGAAAGAUUAUAUUGUGGAUCUAUUCCGGGAUCUGAUCGAUCGGCAAGAGUGGAAUGACUCCGGUUCGGUGUCUGAGCGAGUGCUUAGGAGUUACCUGCUGCUGUUCGCCUGUGUCAGGAAAUAUCCUCCCUGCGUCGCCAAAGCCACCCAGAUGUUUAACAGCUGGAAGGAUUCAGAUGGGACCAUGAGCCUCCCUGUUGACAUCACUAUGGCUGUGUUUGUGAUUGGAGCACGGACACCAGAAGGAUGGGACUUUCUCUUUGAAAAGUACCGCACCUCGCUGCAGAUGUCCGUCAAGAGCCGUAUAAAGACUGCUAUGACUGUCACACACAUGCAGGACAAGCUCAAGUGGAUGAUGGAACAGAGUCUGCGGGGUGAGGUGAUGAAGACCCAGGACCUUCCAGAUGUGGUUGCCUCUGUUGGAAGGAACCCUCAUGGUUACAAACUAGCCUGGGACUUCCUCAGAGCUAACUGGCACACCCUGAUCAAGAAGUUUGACCUCGGCUCUAACACUGUCUCGUACAUGGUGGCCGGUGUGACCAACCAGUACUCCACCAGGGAGAUGCUUCAGGAGAUAAGGAACUUUUUUGACUCCCUGACGGAGGAGGAGGGAUCAAAAAUGAGGUGCAUCCAGCAGACCUACGAGACCAUCGAGGAUAACAUCCGCUGGAUGGACACCAACCUUCCUCUGUUACAGGCUUGGUUGAACAAGCGGCAACUCAGGGCUCCUCAUGAAGAUUUAUAGUCCUUGGAGCAGUUUGGUUUUUAUUUGACCCCCUGUGGACAGGCCGAUGUUGGUUUCAGUCCAGAAACCAACAUCACUGAAGCCAGAGUAGAUUUUUAUGACAGCAUUUCCGGUGGCAUGGAUUGUUUUUUUAGACCUCCACCAUCCAAGCCUCACCUGAGCAGGUAUUUAAUCUGGGUUUUAAAGAAGAGCCCAGAUUAGAGAGUAGACUAAGAGCUAAUACUCUUGUGUUCAUUGUACUACUGAAAUUAGAUUGUUGAAAAUAGGGUUAUUACAUUAUGCAGGCGGUUGUCAGAUGUGGGUCAUUUAUGUUCCCAAUUUGAUUUUCUCAGGCCCCAUACCUCCAACCAUAGUCUGUGUAGAUAUAAAGAACUUAGAUAAACCAUCUGCAGCCUAUGUCUGUUUGACCCACUCUUAGAGGAUGCCCAGUUUUUAAUGGCUCCAUUAGUUUCUCACAUCAAGCAGAUGCUCCCAUCAUGUAUUGACAGUUUUAAAGGCCCAGUGUG